CUUUUUGGGAGAACACGGAAAAUCCCUCACUUAAAAAUUUCUUAGAUUUCCGUUCAAAGGAGGGCAAUUUGGAAGACGAAGAAACAGAGCACCUCCGGUAUAAGUGUGAACUAAAUACUAUUCGCAAAUACUACUCCGAAACGUCCGAAAUGGGGCAAAAGAUAUUGAGGUGGAUGCAAGAUUUUAAAGUAAGGAAAGGUUGCGUACUUGUUGGUGAGCACAUUAUAAAUGGUAGCGCAACGCUCGCUUUGUGCUGUCACCAACUACCUUGCUGGUUGCGUACUGGUAGAGGGAAAGGUUGCGUACUUGUUGGGAAGGGUUGCGUACGAGCAUACCAUAAAGCUUCAACGACUACUCUGCGGGUUGCGUACUCGUAUGGGAAGUACGAUAAAAAAUCAGAGGAAAUAAAACAAUUUUGGGACCUUCAAAAUGGGAUAGAAAACGUUCAUACAAAGAAGAUGUCGCUCGAAGAGAAGAAUAAACUAGAAAAUCAGAUUGAUCUCGAACAGGAAAGAACUUUACUGCAGAAAACGAUCACAAACAAGUUGGAAAAAUUGGUGUCAGAUGAUAAUCUUCAACCUGUU
This is a messenger RNA of Racocetra persica, 584 nucleotides long. The record is from the annotation of a GenBank genome assembly. NCBI's taxonomy places the organism in Eukaryota, Fungi, Glomeromycota, Glomeromycetes, Diversisporales, Gigasporaceae.